AUGGCAGCUACUUCAUACAUUUGGUUACCGCCCGAUAAGCAGGGUGAAUUCGAUGUCGAAAUCGGAGCACGAGUGCUUGAUCUUAGUCAAACUCAACUUAAAGUUGUUGAUGAUAAUGGAAAGGAACGAACCAUUGUUAAUGAUCCAGCCAAUUUUAAGAAAAUGCAUGCAACAUCAUUUAAUGAGAUCCAAGAUAUGAUUCAUUUGGGUGAUUUAACUGAAGGGGCAAUAUGUCGUAAUAUACUUUUACGUUACAAUAAAGACAAAAUCUAUACUUAUAUCGGAUCAAUUUUAAUAGCCGUAAAUCCAUAUGCACAACUUGAUUUAUAUAAUCAAGAGUAUUUACGUAAAUAUCGUAAUAGAAAAUUUGGCGAAUUAGAACCACAUACAUUUGCUAUUGGUGAUAAUGCUUAUCAAAAUAUGUUACGUGAACGUAGUGGUCCCGAUGCGAAAUAUAACCAAUGUGUUAUUAUCAGUGGCGAAUCAGGUGCUGGUAAAACUGAAUCUACCAAACAUAUUUUACAAUGCUUAGCUGCUAUAAGUGGAGCGAAGAAAAAUUCCAGCAUUGAACAACAAAUACUCGAAGCUAAUCCAAUUAUGGAAGCUUUUGGUAAUGCCAAAACAGUUCGAAACGAUAAUAGUAGUCGAUUUGGAAAAUAUAUAACAGUAAAUUUUGAUAGUAACGGUGCUAUUGCUAAUGCAUUUGUUGAUCAAUAUUUACUUGAAAAAAUUCGCCUUGUUUCACAAGCAAAAGAAGAACGAAACUAUCAUAUAUUUUAUUGUGUGUUAGCCGGUUUAGGUAAUGAAGAACGAAAUAAAUUACGAUUAACAAAAGCAGCGGAUUAUAUGUAUUUGAAUAAAAGUACACCAAAAUGUGAUACACGUAAUGAUGCUGAAGAAUGGAAAGCAAUUCGACAUGCAUGCAAAGUUUUAAUGUUUACCGAUGACGAACUCUUUGAAAUUUUACGCGUAUUAGCUAUUGUUUUGCAUCUUGGAAAUAUUCAAUAUACUGCACAAUCAUCAAAAGGCAUAGAUAGUGUAACAAUAAAAGAUUCAAAAUUAGCCGAGUUUAUUGCAUCGCUUCUUGAAGUUGAUGCUAAACAAUUGAAUAAUGCAUUAGUGACACGAACUCUUGAAGUUCAGGAUAGUAAAGUAGCAAGAACGUUGAGUGCAUCAUCUGCCGCCGAUGUCAGAGAUGCAUUCGUCAAAGGAAUAUAUGGACAAAUGUUUGAAUGGUUAAUUGGGCGAAUCAAUAUGACGAUGCAUAAUAAAAAUAAUGCGAAUCGUCAACUCCAAUCAGAUGAGCAAUUACGAUCUAUUGGUGUUCUUGAUAUAUUUGGUUUUGAAAAAUUUGAGCAAAAUAGUUUCGAACAAUUAUGUAUUAACUAUACAAAUGAAGAAUUACAACAAUUUUUCGUGCAUCAUGUAUUUAAACUUGAACAAGCAGAGUAUGAAAAGGAAGGGGUUAAUUGGAAAAAAAUUGACUUUCGUGAUAAUCAAGAUAUAAUUGACUUGUUAGCACGCAACCGUAUGAGUAUUAUAGCAAUGAUUGAUGAAGAAAUGAUUGUACCUCAAGGCACCGAUACAACAUUAUGUGCUAAACUUCAACAACAACAUGGGAAAAAUAAACAUUUUAUUAGUCAAUCAGCGCGUCAAACACAAAAGUCAUUGGUAUUCGGUGUUCAACAUUUCGCUGGGCCAGUUUCAUAUGAUUGUCGUAAUUUUCUUGAAAAAAAUCGUGAUACCUUCAGUAACGAUUUGAAACAAGUUUUGUCCAGAAGUACGAAUCGUUUGAUUAAAACAAUAUUUCCAUUGGAAGCAUUACAUCUUGAUGAUAAAAAACGUAAACCAUCAUUAGCUACACAAUUUCGUAAAUCACUUGAAGUUCUUCUCAAUACUCUUCGUCAGUGUGAACCGUCCUUCAUUCGUUGUAUUAAACCAAACGAAUUUAAAGCUGUUCAUAAUUUCGAUCGAGAACGCGUUGUACAACAACUUCGUUAUUCCGGCAUGAUGGAAACAAUAAAGAUUCGUCGUAUUGGUUAUCCUAUACGACAUGACUUCAAUGAGUUUGUUCAUCGUUACGCUGCUAUUGCACCAGCUCUUGAACGUAUGCAUAAACAAGCUGAAGCUCGUGGUGACCGUGGUGAUCAACGAACAAUAGCAAUAAAAAUCUGCGAAAUAGCAUUACCUGGACAAGAUUAUCAAAUAGGAAAAAAUAAAGUCUUUCUUAAAGAUGAACAUGAUGCUAUGUUAGAACAAGCAAGACAAAAGGUUCUUGCUGAUCGUAUAUUAGCAUUACAAAAAGCCGUACGUCGUUAUUAUGCUCAACGGCAAUUUCAGCGAGCGAAAAAAUUAGCUUUAUGGUUACAACAAUCAUGGUUAUGUUACGCUGAAAGACGUGCUUAUUGCGAGAUGCGCAAUGGUUUUCGACGUUUACAAGCAGUAUAUGAUAUGCAACAUAUUGGUGAAAAACAAAAACUUUACUAUGAAACUUUACCACGUAUUCAGACCCUAGGCAAAGCAUAUUUGGCACGAAAAAAUGCGAAAAUGCGUCCGAAAGCUUUUGGAAUUCUUCAAGAAAAGAUUUUACAAUAUUUAGGAUGGCGUGAUUUUCGCCGUGAGCAAGUUAAGGCAUUGAAAUUAGAAGAAUAUGAAAAAUUUCGCAGUGAAGAAGAACAAUUAUUAACACCAGAAUUAGGACCAGAAAAAGCUCAUGAAGCAGCUCAAGCAGCGUAUGAUGCACGUUUAGUUAAUUUAGAAGAAGAUAUACGCGAACAAUUGCGUGCAGAUAUUAUACGAGCUCGUGAAAAACAAUCAGGCAUUAAAAGACGCUAUCGCGAUGAUAAUGCAAACGGUGAAGAUGGUCUACCAGGGUCUCAACGUCAAUUAAAACAAGAAUCAGAUCCAUUUAAAACUGAUGUCUCACGAAAUUCAUUUGAGAAAUUCGCUGCGAAAUAUUUUCAGCAUGGCUACGAUAGUAAACAUACAUCAACUGAAAUCAUUCGACCGUUACUUGAUCUUAAAUCUGGUGUCGAUCAAAAGGCAGCAAUAGCAACAUUCCAAAUGAUAAUGAGAUUUAUGGGCGAUAUGGAAGAUAUUACUCCACCACCUACAAAAGGUACAAAAAAUGAUAAAGAAACUCAACGUUUAGAAUCUCAAUAUGAUAUUAUUGUGUCUGAACUUUAUCCAAUCAUUGCGCAACAACAUCAAAUGAAACUUGAAGAAGAAGAAGAUCCGUAUGAGAAGAAAAAAACGAAAAAUAUUCGUACAAAAGCUCUGGAUCGUAUUCGAGCAUUCAGCAAAAAAUCAGUUUAUCUUGAAGAUCGGUUAAAAAAUGAAAAUCCAUUUAUUGAAGAUCGUUAUUUAACAUCAUUAGAGAAAAUUCAAAUGAUUACAAUACUAGGUAUUAUUCGUCGUCGAUUAAGAGAUGAAAUAUUAUGUCAGAUUUGUAAACAACUAAAUGAUCAUCCAGCCAUGCGUGAGAAGAAAAGUCGAAAUCCGGAAAAAUCUGAACAACGUGAAAAAUCCUAUAUGCGUGGAUGGUUUCUUCUUUGUUUAUGUUUGUAUUCAUUUCCACCUGGUUCAAAUUUAGUUCGAUUUCUUCGAAAUUUUGCUCAAAACGGUCCACCAAGUCUUGCUAAUUUCGCUGAAUUUGUAUUAAAACGAACAUAUGUGAAUGGAAACCGAAAUGAGCCAUUGAGCAUGGAAGAAAUAAAUGCUAUUCAAAAAUCAUCACCAUUGCAAAUCAAUGUUAAACUUAUUCAUAGUCUAGAUACGCUGCCCAUUUGUUGCGAUGCAGCGACAAUAGCCGAAGAAGCCUGUAUAGAAUUGGCAAAAAAAUUAAAUAUUACGGAAACAUUUGGUUGGUCUCUAUUUGCAGAAUCAAAAUCCGAAGGUUAUUCUAUUGGUUUCAAUAAAGAUCAUCUAUUCGAUAUAUUAUCUCGUCUCGAAAUGGGACAAGUACAAAAAGGAGAAGAUCCUCGUAAGGUUGAUAUUACUUUUAUUUUUUGUAAACAAUUAUUUGCUCCAUGGGAAAAUCUUGAUGAUGAUCCUAUUUCGAUUGAUCUUAUCUAUGAACAGAUUCUUAAUGGUAUGUAG
Rotaria socialis is the source of this 4098-nucleotide messenger RNA. The record is from the annotation of a GenBank genome assembly. NCBI's taxonomy places the organism in Eukaryota, Metazoa, Rotifera, Eurotatoria, Philodinida, Philodinidae.